This is a messenger RNA of Paramecium tetraurelia, 303 nucleotides long. RefSeq lists its product as uncharacterized. The transcript has a single exon. The record is from RefSeq and is a predicted model, not a curated record. Lineage: Eukaryota; Ciliophora; Oligohymenophorea; Peniculida; Parameciidae.
AUGGGUUGUGUUACUUAAAAAUAAUGUCCAAAUUAAAAGCAAAAUAAAUUUCGAUUCCACAGUUAAUCUUUUUCCAAUGUUCAUCAAAAUAAAAAAGUGAUUAUCGAAUCCCCAAACACAACGAAUAACAAUAAUCCAAUUUUACAUUAUAGAUCAAUUGAUAUAACAAACGAUGAGGAGUUCAUCUUGAAAAGGGAUAAGAAAUAUAUUGCUUCGAAUAAGGAAUCACCUACAACAACACCAAAAUUUAAUUAAACGAAUCCAAUGUGCAUUGGUCAAAGAAAGAAUGUCAAAGUGAUGUGA